GUUUGUUUUAAAUAAGCCCUAGCCCAUAAUAAUGUAUGCCCAUAAUUUGAGGUUUAAUGGGCAUACGAUAUGUACAUUGUUUACCAAACCAGACAAGAAGCUUCAGAAUAGAGAUUGAACAGAUCAAGGGCGCUGAAGAUGCUAAUCAUGGGUAUGUGUCCGAUUCAUUUCGAUUUAGGGUUGGAGGAUGAGGCCGCGGAGGCGGUAGAGGAGGAGGAGAGUUCUGAGGAGGACGAUGGUUCACCACUUCCGAAGAGGGCUAAGACAGAAGACGAGGAAAGCGAUGGUUUUAUUGGGCCGACCCCGACGAAAGAGCAAAUGGAUAAAUAUUAUGCUUACCAGGAUCACGUUCAAAAGUAUCAUGGUUUUCAUGUGGACAUGAGUUUAUGGCCGGAGGGCGUUGCUAUCAUUGGUGGGAUUGAGGCUAUGGACAUUGAGAAUGAUGCAACCCUCAAAGCUGAUGUUUAUGAGGCAGCUCGUCGUGCAAUAAAGAUGCACAAAACCCAGAACCCCGAGAGUCCAGAGCUGGAACUGGUACGGGUUAUUCGAGCCAACACAAAUUGCUAUGUUCUUUUCAUAACCAUGGUGGUUAGAGACGUGGCUUCGGGAAAAGAGGCAAAUUAUCAAGCAGCCGCCAACUACGCGGCAAGAAAAGACGGAUCCGAGAUUUUCCGAUUCUUCUUCUUAAGGCCAGAACCGAAACACCAUAGAGUGGAAGAGGGGACAAGAAGCUUCAGAAUAGAGAUUGAACAGAUCCAGGGCGCUGAAGAUGCUAAACAUGGGUAUGCUUCCGAUUCAUUUCGAUUUAGGGUUGGAGGAUGAGGCUGAGACGGAGGCGGUAGAGGAGGAGGAGAGUUCUGAGGAUGACGAUGGUUCACCACUUCCGAAGAGGGCUAAGACAGAAGACGAGGAAAGCGAUAGCGAUGGUUUUGGUGGGCCGACCCUGACGGAAGAGCAAAUGGAUAAAUAUUAUGCUUACCAGGAUCACGUUCGAAAGUAUCAUGGUUUUCAUGUGGACAUGAGUUUAUGGCCGGAGGGUGUUGGUAUCUUUGGUGGGAUUCAGCCUAUGGACAUUGAGAAUGAUGCAACCCUCAAAGCUGAUGUUUAUGAGGCAGCUCGUCGUGCAAUAAAGAUGCACAAAACCCAGAACCCCAAGAGUCCGGAGCUGGAACUGGUACGGGUUAUUCGAGCCAACACAAGUGGCUACGUUCUUUACAUAACCAUGGCGGUUAAAGACGUGGCUUCGGAAAAAGAGGCAAAUUAUCAAGCACUCGCCAACUACUGGGUAAGAAAAGAUGGCUCGGACUAUUUCCGAUUGUUCUUCUUAAGGCCAGAACCGAAACACCACAGAGUGGAAGAGGGGAGCGCUUUGAAGAGUAACACACACACGCAUGUGUGUAUAUGUUCACACACGCAUGUGUGUAUAUGUUUUGGUCUGCCUAUGGUUGUUUCUUUCGGCAUUGAUCCCAACCCUAAAAUCAUCCAUAUUUGCGCCGGUUUCCCGCCAAUCUCCGAGUGGUGGAGAUCAUGUUGCAAGGAAACUAUAUGUGAGCAAGCUCUAAGUGUCCAAUACUAUUCGGGAAGGUAUCGAGCGAGAUAGGUAUCAAUUGGGUCGAAUCGUGUCCCGAGUGUGAAUGUUGGGCCCAUAUGGUGAUAGAGUCUAUAUCACCGCCAAAGUUCAUAUCUAAAAUAGAUUCUAAGAAUACCAAGUUUUGAAAUUUAUAAGAGUUUGAAUUGCGACAGAAUAAAAAUAGUCAAUGGGUGUUAGUGCGCUCAUGAUAAACCACAAACAAAAACAAUCAAAGUGUUUAAGCGCCGAAAUCUCAACAUCAAGCACAAUCAUCUUCACCUACACCAAAUAAAGUGCAGAAUCAAAAGAAAAGAAAAGAAACAAAAAUCAACUUUAUAAUUAAGUAAGACACUCAACCUCGCAAGAUAAUAUAGUUUCUCAAAAAUAGUUUUAUUUAUACAUUAUCAUUUUCAAUUACCCCAGACCCCAGUGCCGCAAAGGCUCCCACCUACGGUUGGGCAAGGGGUAGGAUGUACGCAGUCUCCCAUCUGUUCUAAAUCACAAAGAGACUGUUUUCGAAUGACCCAUAGUGAAAAUCACGUCCAAUAUUCCAUGGACUAACUGCUGCUUCAUAAUAAAGAAGCGCAGACAGUUUAGUGAGCCAUUUUGCUUUAUUCCACCAUAUUCUCAAGCCAAAAAAUAAUGAAUCUUUGGCUCCAUUGCAAAUGAUGAAAAUUUUUAUUAAUGCAUUAUAUAGUUCGAAAAUUAGUACAUUUUGAAAAUAUUCCAGUCUUGAAAACAUUAUUUAUACUUUAAUAAAAUACAAGUAACUUCAAAACUUGUCAUAUCUUAGCAAAACAUUUAAAAUCCGUUCAUUAUCAUAAUCUUUAAAAUAAUUAACAUAGUAACGAGGUAGUAACAUAUUUAUUUGAAAACAUGCUCAUUCUCAAGUAUAUAUCAAAAUCAAAUAGUUUUUCACGUCUUAUUUAAUUAUCUAGAGAAGAACAGAACGCAAAAUUCCUUUAGCCUAGCGAGUGCGUGAUAGUCACCACAGCCCCCACGGCUCACCCCAAUUGCAGAUCCUAUCAGCCGCAAAUAAUUAGAAACAAGACAUCUCUACCUUAAGUGUGCACAUCCUCUAAAUGAGAUUUCAAACCCUUCGAGUAGUAAGAAGUCUAAGUAGUCAGGAUAUGGUUCUACUAACUACUCACAAAUAGGGAAUAAAUCCUCACAAAACAAAUUUGGAACUACUACUGUCACUGAAGAAAAGGAUGAUUACAUUCCCGUAUUCAGGAUGUAUACGAAAUCAAUCACAAGUCUCAAACAAUCCAACCAAAGUAGUAGGGGUGGCCCGGUUCUGGUCUGACCGGCCUAGAAUCAGAACAGACCGCACUGUGCGGGACCGGACCAACCCAAUUAACCGGGACCGGUUCCGAGCCUAGGACCGGCCCGGGGUGAUUGGUGGGGGGCGGUUCCAGGCUGCAGCUCCUUUGGUACCCGGCCCGGACGGGCCAGGCCCAUUAUUUUUCAAUGUUUUUUGGUGAUAAGCGGGUUGGGCUAGGUAUUUUGGAGGGGUUUGGGGGGUUGGAAUUAAUUAUAAAAG
Cuscuta epithymum is the source of this 3113-nucleotide messenger RNA. The record is from the annotation of a GenBank genome assembly. NCBI's taxonomy places the organism in Eukaryota, Viridiplantae, Streptophyta, Magnoliopsida, Solanales, Convolvulaceae.